ACUCCGCAAUGACAGUUGGAGAUACAAGAUAGCCGUGGCUAUUCUGUGUACUAAACAUAUAAAUACAUGCAUCGAGCGAAUAUCUGUAUUUUUCAGCUUCAAUCACUAUAUCUCCAGUUCAUCUACUUGAUACUUCAUCCUGAAUCAUUUCAAUCAUGACCCAAGGCAACCCAAUUCCUCAGAGCGCGAUGCUCCAUAGAGACACUCGCUUCAUCCCAAAGAAAGCCAUCAGCAGCAAGGGCAGCUACAUCUAUCUCGAGGAUGGACAGAAAUUCCUCGACUCAACCGGUGGUGCUGCCGUCUCUUGCCUGGGACAUGGCAAUGAACAGGUGAACCAGGCAAUCGUGGAUCAAAUCAAGCAGAUAUCCUACUGCCACACUGCCUUUUUCGGUACUCAGGUCUCUGAAGAUCUUGCUUCGUUCAUGGUUGAUUCAACGGGUGGGAAGCUCACUAAGCUUUUCGUGGUCAGCUCUGGCUCCGAAGCAAUCGAAGCGUCACUCAAACUCGCCCGUCAAUAUUUCCUUGAACUACCAUCCCCUCAACCCCAACGUACUCGGUUCAUCGCCCGUUUACCAUCUUACCAUGGAGCCACAUUGGGCGCUCUGAGCGCAGGUGGUCACGUCCUUCGACGACAGCCUUUCGAGCCGAUACUCUCGCAGAACACCUCGCACAUCUCCCCAUGUUACGCCUACCGCGACAAGAAAGAAGGCGAAUCAGACGGAGACUACGUUGCCCGUCUUGCCGCGGAGUUGGAUGCAGAAUUCCAGCGCGUAGGACCGGAGACUGUUUGUGCCUUUCUCGCGGAGCCUGUUGUCGGUGCGUCCAUGGGCUGCGUCCCUGCCGUCCCCGGGUACUUCCCCGCCAUGAAAGCCGUCUGCGAGCGCCACGGCGCGCUCUUCAUCCUCGACGAGAUUAUGAGCGGUAUGGGUCGCUGCGGUACCUUGCACGCAUGGGAACAAGAAGAUGUCGUCCCUGACAUUCAAACCAUCGGCAAGGGUCUCGGAGGCGGAUACGCCCCUGUUGCGGGUAUACUGAUUGGCGAUAACGUUGUGCAAGUGCUAGACAAAGGGUCUGGUGUGUUUCGACAUGGACAGACGUACCAGGGUCAUCCUGUUUCGUGUGCUGCUGCGUUGGAGGUGCAGAGGGUUAUCAAGAAGGAAGGGUUAGUUGAGAAUGUGAGGAAGAUGGGCGCUUAUCUUGAAAGUGGGCUUAAGAGUCGACUGGGCUCUCAUCCUAAUGUUGGAGAUAUUCGAGGAAAAGGGCUGUUUUGGGGGAUCGAAUUUGUCAAAGACAAACAAACCAAAGAGCCAUUCCCCGUGGAAGCCAGCAUCGCUUUCUUGCUCCAAGAGACGGCCUUGAAACCCGCCUACUCUAUUUCCCUAUACGGUGCUACGGGUUGUGUAGACGGUGUCCGCGGUGAUCAUGUCAUCCUGUCGCCGCCGUACAACGUGUCUAAAGAGGAAAUUGAUAUCAUUGUGGAUACGACGGCGAGGGUUAUCAAUGAUGUUUUUACCAAGAUUGCAGUGGAGUAGGCGGUUUUUAUGCUACGUGGGCAACGCAAAGCUAUGAGAUAAUUGACUGGCAAAGUAUUUUGCAAAUGAUUAUUAUCGAUUAUCCAGUCUAGACAGACUCGCAAUAGUCUCAGUGAGCCCCAAAAAUAGAAUGCAGAUUCUAAUCAACGUAAAAGCCA
Molecule: messenger RNA, 1690 nt
Organism: Aspergillus wentii DTO 134E9
Lineage: Eukaryota; Fungi; Ascomycota; Eurotiomycetes; Eurotiales; Aspergillaceae
Product: aminotransferase, class III
Exons: 5
Coding region: 156-1532 (458 amino acids)
Cellular component (GO): cytosol
Molecular function (GO): pyridoxal phosphate binding; transaminase activity
Source: RefSeq, a predicted model, not a curated record